Molecule: messenger RNA, 1238 nt
Organism: Lasiosphaeria miniovina
Lineage: Eukaryota; Fungi; Ascomycota; Sordariomycetes; Sordariales; Lasiosphaeriaceae
Exons: 1
Coding region: 337-1047 (236 amino acids)
Biological process (GO): riboflavin biosynthetic process; FMN biosynthetic process
Cellular component (GO): mitochondrion
Molecular function (GO): riboflavin kinase activity
Source: RefSeq, a predicted model, not a curated record
ACUCAACCCCACUACCCCGCCGUCGGUGCCUUCAAUAGUGCAACUGCCACACCCUCACGCCGUCUGUCAUAUUCGUUGGUUACCGUCCUACCUGAUUCAUCAUUUAUUCCCAGCACACGGUUUUGAGCGAGAGAUCUUAGUGCAAGUUACACCAAGCUAUUACUCACCACACAUUUAGAAGGACCGCAUAAUUCGCCUUGUUUUCUUCCAGUGCGGAAAAGUCGAAAAAGGGAACAGCCAAAGCCUUUCUUUUUAUCUGCGUCCAAGGUCACGUAUACACACGGAGAGAAAGAAAGCCAAGAAAAGAAAAAAAAAUAAGACAAACCCCACAAGACUAUGGCGACCCCCGCAUCCGUCAUAGCCGCAGCCGCCGCCCCUCCGACCCCGGGCCGGCCGUCGAUUAUCGGCCCAGCAAGCGGGCCGGAGCCGCCGUUCCCGCUGCGCAUGGAAGGGCGCGUCAUCAGCGGCUUCGGGCGCGGGUCCAAAGAGCUCGGGAUCCCGACGGCGAACCUCCCCGUCGACGCGUCGGCGACGCCGUGGAUCUCCGACUUCAAGUCGGGCGUGUACUUUGGUUGGGCAUCGCUGCAGCUGCCUGCCUCCCCAGCAACACCAUCCACUACCACCAACAACGGCUUCACCGUCUACCCCAUGGUCAUGUCCAUCGGGUACAACCCCUUCUACCGCAACACGGUGCGCAGCGCCGAGGUGCACGUGCUCCACAGCUUCGCGGCCGACUUCUACGGCGCGCCCAUGCGCCUGCUCAUCGCCGGCUUCAUCCGCGAGGAGAAGGACUACGCGGGGCUCGAGGCGCUGAUCGCCGACAUCAACUUUGACUGCGAGGUGGCGCGGGCCAGCGUGGCGCGGCCGGCGUGGACGCCCCGGGAGCUUUUUAGUGGUAGCAGCAGCAACAGCAGCAGUAGUAGUGCCGAUCCGUCUAAAGACGGGCAGGAGGGGGGUACUCUGGACGGGGCGUGGUUGCUGCGGCCGUGGAGCGAGAAAGCACAGGAGACAACGGCCCCAGCGACCGGGGGGGAUGGGACUGCAUGAUAUGCAUUUAACAUGUGCCGACCGUUUAGCGCGUUUUGGAAUGGGAAUGGAAUAGGAACGCCUCAGUAGAAUAGAGAGACAACGAGCAAAGAGAUCACGAGCGAGCGGGAGAGAGAGAAAGACGUCAAAUUUAGGUAGGGUCGGAUACAAAGUCAAAUAAUUACAUACAUUACGGAGUACGCGUCCUGCAA